Molecule: messenger RNA, 2766 nt
Organism: Condylura cristata (star-nosed mole)
Lineage: Eukaryota; Metazoa; Chordata; Mammalia; Eulipotyphla; Talpidae
Gene: NCK1
Product: NCK adaptor protein 1
Exons: 5
Coding region: 143-1294 (383 amino acids)
Biological process (GO): positive regulation of endoplasmic reticulum stress-induced intrinsic apoptotic signaling pathway; negative regulation of PERK-mediated unfolded protein response; positive regulation of translation in response to endoplasmic reticulum stress
Molecular function (GO): ephrin receptor binding
Source: RefSeq, a predicted model, not a curated record
CGGCGGCAGAGCUGAGGCCUCGUGCCUAACGGCCAUCGCUGCGGCCGCGGCGGCGUCCCGGUCCCUCCUCAGAAUGUCCUAUGUUACCUUUUGACUCUGGCUGAUUGAGAUCACUGAAUCACAUGUACUGAAGCUGUUGAAGAUGGCAGAAGAGGUGGUGGUAGUAGCCAAAUUUGAUUAUGUGGCCCAACAAGAACAAGAGCUGGACAUCAAGAAGAAUGAGAGAUUAUGGCUUCUGGAUGAUUCUAAGUCCUGGUGGCGAGUUCGAAAUUCCAUGAAUAAAACAGGUUUUGUGCCUUCAAACUAUGUGGAAAGGAAAAACAGUGCUCGGAAAGCAUCCAUUGUUAAAAACCUAAAGGAUACCUUAGGUAUUGGAAAAGUGAAAAGAAAACCAAGUGUGCCAGAUUCUGCAUCUCCCGCUGAUGAUAGUUUUGUUGACCCAGGGGAACGUCUCUAUGACCUCAACAUGCCUGCUUAUGUGAAAUUUAACUACAUGGCAGAGAGAGAGGAUGAAUUAUCAUUGAUAAAAGGGACAAAGGUGAUCGUCAUGGAGAAAUGCAGUGAUGGGUGGUGGCGGGGUAGCUACAAUGGACAAGUUGGAUGGUUCCCUUCCAAUUAUGUGACUGAAGAAGGAGACAGUCCUUUAGGUGACCAUGUGGGUUCCCUGUCAGAGAAAUUAGCAGCUGUUGUUAAUAACCUCAGUACUGGGCAAGUAUUGCAUGUGGUCCAGGCUCUUUAUCCAUUCAGCUCAUCCAAUGAUGAAGAACUUAAUUUUGAGAAAGGAGAUAUAAUGGAUGUUAUUGAAAAACCUGAAAAUGACCCCGAGUGGUGGAAAUGCCGGAAGAUCAAUGGAGUGAUUGGUCUCGUGCCAAAAAACUACGUUACUGUUAUGCAGAACAAUCCAUUAACUGCAGUUUUGGAACCAUCACCUCCACAGUGUGAUUACAUCAGGCCUUCACGCACUGGAAAGUUUGCUGGCAAUCCCUGGUAUUAUGGAAAAGUCACCAGGCAUCAAGCAGAAAUGGCAUUAAAUGAAAGAGGGCGUGAAGGUGAUUUCCUCAUUCGUGAUAGUGAAUCUUCGCCAAAUGAUUUCUCAGUAUCACUAAAAGCACAAGGGAAGAACAAGCAUUUUAAAGUCCAACUAAAAGAGACUGUCUAUUGCAUUGGGCAGCGUAAAUUCAGCACCAUGGAAGAACUUGUAGAACAUUACAAAAAAGCACCAAUUUUUACAAGUGAACAAGGAGAAAAACUUUAUCUUAUCAAGCACUUACGUGAUACUGCUAACCAGAAGUGACUGCCACACAAGCUGUAAUUUGUCAUGUAAUUGAAGACUGAGAAAAUGUCCAAUCCUGCUUGAUUGGAAAUUGCUGUUUCUGCCUCUACAUGAGAAUUGACAAUAUAAAACAUAAGUAUUUUUAUUGUAAUUCAUUCUAUACAUAUAUAUUACAUAUGCAAAUCAUCUGCAUAGAGCAGUUCUUUAUCCUUGGUCCUCUGUUUUAUUGUUUUCUUUGCUUCUAAUAUUAAGGUUUUUUGUUUUGAAAAAAAUGAUGUAGAUCAAAAGUCUUUAUAGAAGAUUUUCCUUACUGCCUUUUCUUUAUUUUCUUGUAAAGGCACAGUGUCAUUUCUGCAUUGAUUUCUCAUAUAAAAUUAUUAUAUCAAUAUAUGGCACCUAUUAAAAUAAAUUUCUUGGAGAGUGUGAAUCUUUUCUGUGACUAAAUAGCAAUAAUAAAUGGAAAAUUAGAUGAUUAUUUUUAAGUAUUUGUUAGAAGCCAUUGCAAAUAUUGUGCCUGCCAUUAUUUUAAAAAAUUAAAUGUAAAGCUAAGCAAAUGGGCCAUAGGUUAAAAAACUUGUACAAUUUUAAUUAACAAUGAUUGUAAACAAAUCUUUAAAUUUCUAAGAACUUUUUUUGGUGCUUCUCGUCUGGUUAUUAGAAACAACAAAGCUGUCAUUGAGAUAAUAACUGUUCAAACUAAAUGAAUGUACUGUUAUUCCUCCUAUCCCCCUUUUGCCAAAGCAUCAUGUACUAAGAUAUAUAAUAUCUGUCAGGUUGAAAAAAACUAUGGCCAAAUUUGUGGGAAAUUGAAGGUAUAUAAGAUUCUUUGCUUUUCCCCAACCCUAAUAAUUAUCACAUGUACCAGUGUUUUUAGUAUUUUUGAGUUUUGUUGACUGGGACACUAAAGUUGAUGUAUAAUUGAUGUAUAACUGCUCAUCAUUAGAGAAAAUAAUUUUUAAAAUUUUAUUUUUGCAGGUGCUUCUGUUUCUAUUUACCAAGCAGAAGUUUAAGUGUGUGGAUAGAGGCUACUAUAUUGUGUCUACACUUCUGUAGGUUGCAGAAGGAAACCAGUAAUAUUUUACAGUCAUAGCUUUCUCCCAUUAUUAAUUCUGGAGACUUAAAUUUAAAGUAAUCUUCAGUAUUUUAAUUGAAAAUAAUUGAAUCACAUAGCUUAUCAAACAGUAGGAAGUCAUGGUAUUUUCAAAAAUUUCUCCAGUGCCACCUAAUUGCUUGAGUGUUUCCAUACUUUAAUAUGUUACAGAGUAAAUUUAAUACAUCAGGAUGACUGAUGUUAAAAUUGAAGUUUUCUAUGAGGUUUUUGUUUGAUGGUUUUGUUAUAUUUCAAAUUCUUUUUUAUUUUUAAAAGACUUAUGUUGCCACUGGGUGGCAGCCCUGGCUUCUCCCACUAAGCAACAGGAGUUAGCAAAUAUUAAUAUCUGCUUUAAUAGCCUUCUAUUUCAUCCUUCAUUCUUUUGCUCAUUUCCCCUGUGCUU